This is a messenger RNA of Scophthalmus maximus (turbot), 3927 nucleotides long. Its product is annotated as DNA-binding protein SATB2-like. Gene Ontology annotation, molecular function: DNA-binding transcription factor activity, RNA polymerase II-specific; RNA polymerase II cis-regulatory region sequence-specific DNA binding. The transcript has 12 exons. The coding region runs from base 254 to 2764 and encodes 836 amino acids. The record is from RefSeq and is a predicted model, not a curated record. Lineage: Eukaryota; Metazoa; Chordata; Actinopteri; Pleuronectiformes; Scophthalmidae. Gene Ontology annotation, biological process: chromatin remodeling; regulation of transcription by RNA polymerase II.
GCAGCAGCAGUCUGCUCUCCUCACUCCUUGUCUUUACAUCUCCUCUUGUGGUGUGUGUUUUCAUUUUUUCCCCCUUUUAAUCCCUCUUUUCUUUUCUUUUUUUUUGCAAAGGGAAACGUUGGAAAAUUCAUACUCUCUCAGGCUGGAUUCACUCGUUUUCACCAAUGGAUGGAGUUUAUUCCCCAGCAAGUACGGUGACGUCUUGAAAACUUCACACACUGUGCUGGGUGCUCCUCCUGAGGCGUUCAUUGGCAUGGAGCAGCACGGAGGUGCGGGAGGGGGAGCGGAGAACCCCGGCCCUCAGGACUGCGCCAGCCCAGAGGAGAGGGGGGAGAGCCCUGCCUCCAGCGGCCCCCCGCCCUGCAAGUUGAGCUGUGUGGAGGUCAACGGCAGCCCCGCAAACCCACAAACCCGACAGAACAGCACGCCGCUGAGACCACUAGGAGGUCUGAUGAUCCCAGUCUAUUGUGUGGUCGAGCACGCAGACGUGGGAGUGACCAGCGACUGUGACGGCCGUGGCGAACGCCACGCCGAGUUUGUGCUUGUUCGUAAGGACGUCCUCUUCACCCAGCUGGUGGAGACGGCGCUGGCCGCCCUCGGCUACUCGCACCACUCGGCCGUGCAGGCUCGUGGCAUCAUUAAAGUGGGCCGGUGGAAGCCCAUGCCCAUCCAUUACCUGACAGACACACCAGAGGCAACGGUGGCCGACAUGCUGCUGGAUGUUUACCACAUGGUCACACUACGGAUCCUCCUGCACAGCUUCGCCCGGCUGGAGGAGCUGCCGUCAGAGCAGUGGACCCACGCCACGGUGAGGAACGCCCUCAGAGGGCUGCUCCGAGAGACCAACCAGAGCGCUCUGGCCAAGGAGUGUCCUCUCUCCCAGAGUAUGAUCUCGGCGAUAGUGAAUAGUUCCUUCUACGCCAACGUCUCCACCUCAAAAUGCCAAGAGUUUGGACGCUGGUAUAAGAAGUACAAACGCAUCAAAGGUGAAUACAUGGAGAAGAUGUGGUCAGCACAGGACAAAUCAGAUAUAAAAGUGGAGAGGGAAUUGGACCUUAGCAUCAUCAGCCAGCGCCCUCCCUCUCUCUUACCCUCCUCCACCCAUUUGGGCACCAUUGGUGGCCCCGGAGCUCUUCCCAUCAAGAGUGUCCUCGUAGAUGCCCACAACCCCACUCAGCCUCACUGUCUGCCCCACCCCGCCAACCAGCACCAUCCCAAUCCUCAGCUGCGUCCCCAGGCUCCACCGCUCCUGGGCCAUGGCAGCCUCCUGUCCCCUCAGCUCGUCCGUCAGCAGCUCGCCAUGGCUCACCUUAUCAACCAACAGCUGGCUGUCAGCCGCCUGCUCGCCCACCAGCACCCACAGGGAGUCAACCAGCAGUUCCUCAACCACCCGCCCAUCGCCAAGGCCUGCAAGGGCACAGCCAAUGAGCCAGGCCUCAACUGUUCAGGGCCGGAAGUCUCCCCUGACAUUUACCAGCAGGUCAGGAACGAGCUGAAGAGGGCCAGCGUUUCCCAAGCAGUAUUUGCCCGGGUGGCUUUUAACCGCACACAGGGCUUGCUGUCAGAGAUCCUUCGCAAGGAGGAGGACGUCCGCGCUGCCUCUCAGUCGCUGCUGGUCAACCUGAAGGCAAUGCAGAACUUCCUCAACCUCCCCGAGGGCGAGCGAGACCGCAUCUACCAGGAGGAGAGAGAGAGGAGCACCAACACCAACCACAUCCUCUCCACCAACCACAUCCACUCCACCAACCACAUCUCCAAUACAAGCACACACAGACACACACAGUCAAAGUGCAGCGUGCCCAGUGUCGAGCUGCCGCUGAAGCUCGACUCGCUUGUGAACAUCACGUCGGGGAUCUACGAGGAGAUCCAGCAGGAGAUGAAGAGGGCGAAGGUCUCGCAGGCUCUGUUCGCCAAGGUGGCUGCCAAUAAAAGUCAGGGUUGGCUGUGCGAGCUGCUCAGGUGGAAAGAGUGCCCGAGCCCCGAUAACCGCACGCUGUGGGAGAACCUGUGCACCAUCCGGAGGUUCCUGGGGUUACCGCAGUCCGACCGAGACCAGGUGUAUGAAGAGGAGUCGAGGCAGCAGCACAGCGACCGGCUCCACACCGUCCUCCACAUCCCUGAGCAGCAGGCACUCCACAGACAGCCCCUGCCACCUCUGACAUCCCCAUCUCCGAUUCAUGAAGACCCACAGCCCGUCCCACUGCCGGUGUUGCAUGGCUCAGAAGACGGGUCCCAGCGCGGGAUGAGCCCCGGCCUCGGGGGCGGGGGACCGAAAAGAGCCCGUUCGCGUACACGGAUUUCCUUGGAGGCCCUGGGGAUCCUGCAGAGCUUCAUUGGCGACAUGGGCCUCUACCCCGACCAGGAGGCCAUCCACACCCUGUCAGCUCAGCUGGACUUGCCCAAACACACCAUUGUCAAGUUCUUCCAGAACCAGCGUUACAACGUCAAACACCACAACCAGGCCAGAGAGUCGGUCGCCGAGGACGACAGGGAGAGCUUGAAUGCCAGCGAGGGAGGCGUUGGCAUUCUGGAGGGCCAAGGGGAGGAGGGCUUCUCUGCAUCCGACGAGUCAAGUGAGGACGGGAGAGGAUCGGUGGAGGUGUUCAGAACAGAGGGAGGAGAGGAGAGAGAGGAGAGAGAGGAGAGAGAGGUGGAAAUGGAGAAGGAAGAAGUGGAUGAUGGGAAAACCUCAGGGCCGGCAACUUCCUCCCUAUCCCCCUACAGCAGUCUGGACAGCCCCCACUCUGCAGAGCAGCAGAGAUAACAGCCGAGACACGAGACGGAGAGAUCAGAGACAAACAGAGGACAGAGACACAACUGUGAAGACCACACACACACACACACACACACACACACACACACCCGUCACCUUUAACAGAGCUGAUAAUCAGAGCUCUAUAAUAUCUGAAGAACUUUGGAAAAUACUGAUUAAUGGUUUGACUGGAACGGGAUCUGAAGGUAUUGCCUACCUUCUGAUACUGCCAGUCUUUUUGUUUUGAUGCCGUCUGCAGAAGGUCUUAUGCUGUCUGCAGAAGGAUAAUUUGAAAUUCCACAUCAGGAAAAAAAUACAUAUUUCCUCCUAAAUGUUAAGUGUUGUUUUCAGGUGAGGAUGGAACAAGUAUUAGAUCGUCACUACAUUCCUCACAGAUGACACACGGUGGUACUCCACCAAACAAUCUGCAGAAGAAUUUUUGAUCAGUUUUCAUCCUAAAACUCUUCAGCCAUCUUUAAAGAUGACGAGCUUUAUGUUUAUUUGUUUAUUACGUUUAUGCCGAGAGGGCUCACACUGACGUUUUCCUUCUUAUAGGCUGAGAUGUCAUUAAAUGCAUAACUUAUUGUCAGAGUAUCCUUCCCAUGCCGUAAGCAGCCGCUACAUCAACGGAGCUGAAUGGGACACUUGAGCCUUUACUGACAAUAAAUCAAUUCCAUCCCACCACCACAUAUUAAUAUUUAUUACUAACUUUGUAUCUAUAAAAAUCAAAUGAUUAUUGUUGUAAUCAUAGUUUUGCUAUGGUUUAGUUUGAUAUGACUACAAAUGUCUCUGUAAAUGUGACAAAAAAAGAAGUCCGAGCUCAGUGUUACACAGUUUGAGUUUUAAAAUGAUGAUCCUUUUUGUUUACUUUUUCUAAAACCGACUGAACAGUUUUCUAGUGGACGACAAUGUACAUUAUGAUGUAAAUGAUGACAAUCCACCUGCAAAAGUGAACCUGUCGCCAUACGUGGGAAUGCAGCACUGACACUGUUUUGUGCUACAAAGGAACUGGGUAUGAGAACAGACGAUCUGCUGUUUCCUUUUGACAAUCACCUCUGUCCUUGGAUGGAGCGCACAACGUUUAUCGAUUGGUUCCACCUUCAAUGUUUAACCAUCGUUUGUUUGAGUCUGUUUGUCGCCAGGAUGUGAAAAUCUGAUAAAACAUUUCCAAAAUA